Messenger RNA from Liolophura sinensis, 2195 nucleotides. RefSeq names its product Golgi SNAP receptor complex member 2-like. Lineage: Eukaryota; Metazoa; Mollusca; Polyplacophora; Chitonida; Chitonidae. The transcript has 2 exons. The record is from RefSeq and is a predicted model, not a curated record. Gene Ontology annotation, cellular component: ER to Golgi transport vesicle membrane; Golgi apparatus; late endosome membrane. Bases 97 to 735 code for a protein of 212 amino acids. Gene Ontology annotation, molecular function: SNAP receptor activity; SNARE binding. Gene Ontology annotation, biological process: vesicle fusion; intra-Golgi vesicle-mediated transport.
GAUCACCUUAUAUUGUGCAGUUCAGAUGACAAAGUUUGCGGAUAGCCAUCCCUGUAGCGCAAAUUGUCUUUCCAAAGUAAGAACUAAGUGACUCUCAUGGAGAACCUUUACCAUCAAACAAACAAGCUUAUUCAUGAAGUUCAACAUGAUCUUGGACGGCUGGAAAAGGCGAUGGGCCGCGACAUCCACCUGGUGGAGAACGAAAUCCAGGCCCGCAUUGAUCACAUUGUGAGUAACUGUGAACGUCUGGAGAUUUUGGUGAACAAGGAACCGCCGCAGAGACGACCGAACGCCAAGCUUCGUGUAGAUCAGCUAAAAUAUGACUGCCAACAUCUACAAGCGGCGAUGCGAAAUUUGCAGCACAGGAGAUACAUGCGAGAAGAAGAGGACAAAGAGAGAGAAGCUCUGCUUUCUAAGAGAUUCACAGCAAAUGACCAGGACACGUCAAUCAUGAUUGACGCUGCCUUACAACACAACACCCGACUUCAACAGAGUAACAAGGACAUGGAUAAUUUGCUGGGCUCCGGUCACAGCAUCAUCAAUAACCUGAAAGAGCAGAGGAUAACCCUGAAGGGUGCCCACAAAAAACUGUUAGACCUGGCCAACACACUGGGCCUCUCAAACACUGUGAUGAGGUUGAUAGAAAAAAGGACGUACCAAGACAAAUACAUUCUGUUUGGAGGCAUGAUAGUCACUUGUAUUAUCAUGUACCUGGUGGUCAAAUACCUCACAUAGUCUCUGCAGUCAGUCUUGGGGAGGAUACUGAAGUUUUGUUGUUGCAAAAAAAAAAAAAAACCCAGAAAAUUUGUGCAGUAAGUUAAUGCCAAGCAGAUGUUAAAGGUUGGAGCCGAACCUGUCAGAAUUUUCAUGCAGGUGGCAGAAUGUUUCAGUUUCAUUUGACAAAUCUCAGCUGAUUGAUAAGACCUGUUGUUGAUUCCUGAUUAAAUCAUGUGCAAUUCAGUUUUGGUAGUUAACAGAAUGUACAUGUACAUGUGUUUAACUUAGUGUCACAUGAUGUAGUAUGGGCCAGCCUUCACAAGAAGUUUGCUGUUAGUUUGGUUAGUUAAUGUAGUGUAACAUCUGGGUAUUACCCAGCUUUUUAUCCAAUUUCCUUUAUAAACAUCUAGUAUACAGAUCAUCGAGCUGUGCAGCAGAAAUUAACUCUUGGCAUUCCAGUAACAAUUGAAUUGCAGUAAGGUUAAGAAAUGUUUUGUUACCUGGUUAGAUAUUAAAUAUUACUUACAAAUGCACAGGUGAUAUAUACUUAAGCCAAACACAAGGGUCUGCUUUGAAAUUUGGCGAUAAUUUAUACUUUUCACAAGUUUGUUCCCUUUGCAAUAACUAACUUUGCUGCUCUCGGCCCCCAACCCCUCAACCCCAAUGCACCCUGAAAAAUCUCACAUGAAGGAAAUUCACACACGAAGUUUAAUGCUCUAGUGCAAUAUACCAGUAAAAUAAGCUCACUACUGCAUAAAUUUAAGGUUUAAAAGGAAGAAAAGAAAGUAGAUUGCUCACUAUCUGCUAUAUUGAUGGAAGGAAGCCAGCAGAUGCAGAAUUGAAGUUAUCAUUUACAUUUAGAAAUGUCAAAAUUGGUUCUUGGAAACUUGAGAAUAUUUUGACUGCUGAUGUAUAUGUACUGUAGAACUCCAGAUUUAUGAGAUACAUGUAUAAAUUUUUUUGUUACAGUCAGAUUACAGUCUCGUAUUUCAAACCAUGCCUUUGAAUUCUCUGAAUGUUGUGUGUAUAAUCAUGACUCAGCAGAAUUUAUUAAAUAAUAAGCAUUUGAUAUAUCUUUGGAAUGACACAUACCUGUAUAUAUUAAAUAGAACAGGAAACCUCCGUAUAAGUAUGCUUUUCAUGUACAGGUAAACUUCUAGAAAUUGUCCUCUAUAAUCAUUGUUUCUUUCUGUGUUUUUUCUUCUUCUGGAUAUACAAGUACUGCCUUUUCAUGUUGUUGAAGCAUGGCGACCUAAUUAUCAGCCUUUUUACGUUGUUGAAGCAUGGCGGCCUAAUUGUCAGCCUUUUUACGUUGUUGAAGCAUGGCGGCCUAAUUAUCAGCCUUUUUACGUUGUUGAAGCAUGGCGGCCUAAUUGCUCAGCCUUUUUACAUUGUUAAAGCAUGACGGCCUAAUUAUCAGCCUUUUUACGUUGUUGAAGCAUGGCAGCCUAAUUGCUCAGCCUUUUUACGUUGUUGAA